Brachypodium distachyon (stiff brome) is the source of this 3042-nucleotide messenger RNA. RefSeq names its product probable LRR receptor-like serine/threonine-protein kinase At2g24230. The coding region runs from base 313 to 2814 and encodes 833 amino acids. Gene Ontology annotation, biological process: protein phosphorylation. Gene Ontology annotation, molecular function: protein binding; protein kinase activity; ATP binding. The record is from RefSeq and is a predicted model, not a curated record. The transcript has a single exon. Lineage: Eukaryota; Viridiplantae; Streptophyta; Magnoliopsida; Poales; Poaceae.
CCCCCCCCCCCCCCCCCUCCCUCUCUCUCUCUCUCUCUCUUCCCCAGUUCCCAUCCCAAGCUCCUGGCUUUCUUCCACUUUCUUUCUCUCGGCCUCGGGGCCGUCGGGACUCCAGGAGCUGCCAAACGCAAACCGCGUUUGCCACAAGCCAAGAGGAAAGGGAAGAGGAGCGGCAAAGCCACUUGCCACCUCCGAGCUGUCCCCCAUGACUCCACCUCCACCACCACCGGCACAGGAAAUUGACGCGAAAGGCGGCUCGCGGUAGACCAAAGAUCCCCCACCGCACUCGUACUUGCGCAUCUCUCGGUCGCCAUGGCCCGCGGCGGCUCCAGCAACUUCCUCUUCUUCCUGGCUGUGGCCGUGGCCAUGGCGGCGACGGCGGCGGCGCAGGAGCCCAACACGGACGCCUACUUCGUCUCGCGCUUCUUCUCCAGGAUGGGCCUCGCGGCGCCGUCGUCGGGCGCGGUGUGUUCCUGGCCCGGGGUCUCCUGCGACGGCGAGGCGCGGGUGGUGGCGUUCGCGGCCGCCGGGAUGGGGCUCUCGGGCCCCGUACCGGACGACACCGUGGGGAAGCUCGCCCGGCUGCGGUCCCUCGACCUCAGCGGGAACCGCCUCACGGCGCUCCCAAACGACCUCUGGGAGCUGGGCGCGUCCCUGCGCGGGCUCAACCUCUCCCGCAACGCCAUCCGCGGCGCGCUCCCCAACAACGUCGGCAACUUCGCGCUGCUGCAGGUGCUCGACGUCUCCCGCAACGGCUUCUCCGGCCCGCUGCCGCCGGCGCUCGGCUCCAUCGCCGGCCUGCGGGUCCUCGAUGCCAGCCACAACCAGUUCCAGGGCCAGGUCCCCGGCGCCGUCGUCCUCGGCUGCGUCAGCCUCGUCUCCAUGGAUCUCUCCAGCAAUGCGCUCGACGGCGACCUGCCGGAGCUCUCGCCGCUCCGGUCGCUCGCCUACCUCAACCUGUCAGGCAACCUGCUUCGCGGCUCCGUCAGCGGCGCGUUCCAGGAGCAGCUGAGCGCCAUAGACCUUAGCAACAACCGCUUCUCGCGGUUGAAUUUUAGCAGUGGGUAUGCUGGUUCCUCGUUGAUGUACCUCGACCUGUCAAGCAACGAGCUCGUUGGGGAAUUCGGCCUCGCCGGCCGGUUCCGCAACCUGAGGCACAUGAAUCUUGCAUUCAACAAGUUGUCCCUGGGAAAUUUGCUCGCGUCCAUGGGUGAGAUCUCUGCAUUGGAGUAUGUCAAUUUGUCAAGCACUGAGUUGCAUGAGCAAAUCCCUGGGGUGCUGUCUUCCCGGUUAACUGGAUUGAAGGUGCUCGAUUUGUCAAAGAACAAUGUCAGCGGGGUAGUCCCGGACCUGAGCAUUUUGCAGCUGCGGGUGCUGGACCUGUCGGUGAACAACCUUACUGGAGAGAUCCCCGUGUCAUUGGUGAAGAAGUUGGCAUCCAUGGAGCGGUUCAACUUCUCAUACAACAACCUCACUGUUUGUGCCUCUGAGCUCUCACCUCAAGCAUUUGCAGCUGCAUUUGCUAGGUCCAGGAAUGACUGCCCGAUUGCUGUGAACCCAGACAACAUCAAGAAAAACAGGGCUAGCCGCAAAGGGAUGAAGCUGGCAUUGGCCAUUGUGCUCUCGCUCUUCUUCUCAGUCCUUGGGUUGCUUUGCUUGGCAGUCGUAUGCCGUAGGCGGAAGAAGAUGAGUGAUGCAUUGCCCGCUGACAAGCAAGUCUCAUUCAAGGAGGAGCAAGGGAUGUCAGGUCCAUUUGCGUUCCAGACCGAUUCGACAACUUGGGUUGCCGAUGUGAAGGUUGCAACAUCCGUUCCAGUCGUCAUCUUUGAGAAGCCAUUGCUGAGCUUCACGUUUGCUGACCUCUUGGCGGCGACAUCAAACUUCGAUAGAGGAACUUUGCUGGCAGAAGGGAGAUUUGGGCCAGUGUACAGGGGAUUCCUCCCUGGUGGGAUUCAGGUCGCUGUGAAGGUGUUAGUCCAUGGUUCGGUAAUGGCAGAUCAAGAUGCUGCAAGAGAACUCGAGCGGCUGGGACGGAUCAAACAUCCAAAUCUGGUUCCUUUAACUGGUUACUGCUUAGCAGGAGACCAAAGAAUUGCCAUAUAUGAGUACAUGGAGAAUGGCAAUAUGCACAAUUUGCUGCAUGAUCUGCCACUGGGAGUUCAGACCACUGAAGAUUGGAGCACCGACACAUGGGAGGACAACAACGGUGGAGUGGCCACUGAAAACAUUACGCCAGAGGGCACUGCAACAUGGAGGUUCCGACACAAGAUUGCAUUAGGUGCGGCGAGGGCACUGGCGUUCCUCCACCACGGUUGCAUUCCCCAGAUCGUCCACCGGGAUGUGAAGGCGAGCAGCAUCUACUUCGACUAUGCGAUGGAGCCUAGACUGUCUGAUUUUGGCUUAUCGAUGAUCGCCGGGACUAGCGCUGAUGACGACCUGUUGCGCCAUUCCCCUGGCUACGCUCCGCCGGAGUUCUCUGACUCAGAGAACGCCACAGCGACUGCAAAAUCUGACGUUUACAGUUUCGGCAUUGUGCUGUUCGAGCUGAUCACUGGCAAGAAGCCACUGGGGGAUGAGUACCCUGACCAGAAGGAAGCGAGCCUGGUGGACUGGGCGAGGGCGAUGGUGAAGGGGAACCAAGUGUCGAGCAUCAUUGACCCGAAGAUCCGCGACACCGGGCUGGAGAGGCAGAUGGAGGAGGCACUGAGGAUCGCCUACCUGUGCACUGCCGAGCUGCCAUGCAAGAGGCCAGCCAUGCAGCAGAUUGUUGGCCUGCUCAAGGACAUUGAGCCUAAAGUAGAAGAGGAGUGCUGAUGUUUCUUACUAGUAGUGUUUUUGGUGUUAAAAAGGGUGUGUAAAGCAGUGAGCUCCUAGUUGUUUUGUCUUAGUGGAGCUCACCCUGCUGAGAUAUAUCUUUUUUCUUUCUUCUUCUUCGUUUUGAUUGUUCCAGUUGCUAAGAUGUUGCAAUACAGCUUGCCACACCUGCUGCUCCUUACUAACAAUGUUACCAUGAGUUAAUGACACAUAAAAGCUCUCAUCUCA